AUCAUCAGUUUCUUCCAUUUGUUUCAUCAUGGAUCUUGCACGUUAUCUCGGUUUACGACGGAAGACUACCGGCAGUCACAACAGUACUCACGCAGCGCAUCGAAGAGACAGAACUUGUCUGCCCCUACUUGCAAGUCCGAUUAACGGAGAUGUCCUUGAGGUAGUAUCGGGUAACUCUUCAGAUCUGGAGAAAGUCAAUACCCACACAAGUACACUUGACAGUUCAAAUGACACGAAUACUACAUUUGCUGGGAACGGCAGAACGAGCCGCGGGAAUAUCAUCAUGUACAAACAACAUACUGAAGCCAGUACGAUUGAGCUCUUUUACGAUCUCUUCUUCGUUGCGAACCUUGCAUACUUUACAACUAUGCAUCAGCAUACCGACGCAGAAUGUGUGCACAGCUGUCACGUUCCGGGUGCACUGGCUAAUAGACUACCAGCACUCAUCAACUACAUGAAGCUCUUUACAUUGAUGUGGUUUACCUGGCUGAGCGUCACACUUUUCGACGUACGCUUCAGCAUCGAUUGUGUAUGGGACCGCUUUCACAAAUCUAUACAGUUCGGCAUAUUCACAGGCUUUGUGUAUGCCGGCCCUGUAUUCGACAAGUACAACACCAGCGGUGUCGAAGAAUCGUAUCGAAGUUUUGCUAUCGUACUCGUCAUCGGCAAAAUCGCAAUCCCUGCCCAAUACGCUGUGGUUAUGUGGCAAGGCCGCACAUAUCGUCAGACCUUGAUUCUGUUAGGUCUCAGUGCAAGUGUUCAUGCUGCAGCGUCAAUAGGCUAUACCGUCACCAUGGUCGCUUUCUCAGAGGGCCGUGUUGGUCUUGAAGAACAGCUUGCAUGGGUCAUCAUAUCCAUCAUUGAAGGCGUUCUUAUCUUUCUUAUCGCCAUGAUAUGGCGCAUCAUCAGGUUCGAAUACACUCAUCUAGCGGAGCGGCUGCAACUGCUCACCCUCAUCAUCAUUGGGCAGGGUGUCAUGGUGUCAUCGGCAUGGCCAAGAGCGUGGCAUGCAUCACUAAGGGUCAGACGAGCAAAAACAUAAGCGAGACUGGAACAGUCGUCGUGGCCAUACCCCUCUUGUACCUUCUCUGGAUGCUGUACUUCGAUCAGCUUUCACACGAUCGUUUCGGAACCGUGCGGCAGCAAGUAUGGGCCCUGUUACAUUAUCCACUGCAUUCAGCAGUCCUACUCUGCGUCGAAGUCAACACCUCUCUCAUCGUAUGGACCUCAGCCGUGCAAGCUCUCAAGUAGAUAUGGUCUAUCAAACCCAAGAAUUACUCCGACCCAGCCAAUACCUACUCCGACACGGACAGCUACGUCAGCUAUCUCAAUCAAAUCAUGACCGCUAUGAACGGGAGAUUCAAGAGCAAAUACUGGAACACCACGAACAAUUGGAACAGAAACUUUACUGCGAUCGAAAAUUGCACUGCAACAUACGGCUUU
Messenger RNA from Alternaria rosae, 1443 nucleotides. RefSeq lists its product as uncharacterized. The transcript has 3 exons. The record is from RefSeq and is a predicted model, not a curated record. The coding region runs from base 29 to 1042 and encodes 337 amino acids. NCBI's taxonomy places the organism in Eukaryota, Fungi, Ascomycota, Dothideomycetes, Pleosporales, Pleosporaceae.